This is a messenger RNA of Sarcophilus harrisii (Tasmanian devil), 2818 nucleotides long. RefSeq names its product histone acetyltransferase 1 (gene HAT1). Bases 16 to 1371 code for a protein of 451 amino acids. The record is from RefSeq and is a predicted model, not a curated record. The transcript has 11 exons. Gene Ontology annotation, biological process: subtelomeric heterochromatin formation. Lineage: Eukaryota; Metazoa; Chordata; Mammalia; Dasyuromorphia; Dasyuridae. Gene Ontology annotation, molecular function: histone H4 acetyltransferase activity; histone binding. Gene Ontology annotation, cellular component: nucleus.
CCGGCCGUUCCGGGAAUGGUCGGAAGUACGUCACUGUGGUGCGUUCACUUCCGAGCAGGGAGCGCGCGGGUUGAUUCGUUCUCCUCGGCCGCUUCAGCCUGCUGCACGGAAAUGGCGGGUUUUGGUGCAGUGGAAAAAUUUUUAGUGGAAUACAAGAGUGCUAUGGAAAAGAAGCUGGCAGAGUACAAGUGCAACACCAAUGAAGCAAUCCAACUUAAAUUAGUUCGCUUUGCUGAAGAUCUUGACAAUGACAGCACAACUUUUAAUCCUGAGUACAGCCAUCAAAUAUUUGGUGAUGAUGAAACUGUCUUCGGUUACAAGGGUCUUAAGAUCAUUUUGUACUAUAAUGCUGGUAACCUGUCAACAUUGUUCCGAAUUGAGUAUGCAUCUAAAGUUAGUGAGAAUUUCGACUGUGUAGAGGCAGAUGAUGUGGAGAGCAAAAUUAGAGAAAUCAUUCCUCCAGGAUUUUGUACAAACACAGAUGAUUUUAUUUCAUUGUUGGAAAAGGAAGUUAAUUUUAAACCCUUUGGCACAUUACUUCAUACAUACUCAGUUCACAAUAAGGAAGCAGGAGAAAACAUUACCUAUGAAAUAUACAAGGCUGACAUGACAUGUACAGGCUUUCGAGAAUAUCAUGAAAGGCUUCAGACCUUUUUGAUGUGGUUUAUUGAAACUGCUAGCUUUAUUGACGUGGAUGAUGAAAGAUGGAACUACUUUCUAGUAUUUGAGAAGUAUAAUAAGGAUGGAGCUACGCUCUUUGCGACCGUAGGCUACAUGACAGUCUAUAAUUACUAUGUGUACCCAGACAAAACCCGGCCACGUGUAAGCCAGAUGUUGAUAUUGCCUCCAUUUCAAGGUGAAGGCCAUGGUGCCCAACUUUUUGAAACAGUUCAUAGAUAUUACAUUUCUUCUCCUGUAGUUCUUGAUAUUACAGCUGAAGAUCCAUCUGAAAACUAUGUAAAACUAAGAGAUUUUGUACUUGUGAAGCUUUGCCAAGAUUUGCCUUGCUUUUCACCAGACAAGUUAAUGCAAGGAUUCAGUCAAGAUAUGGUGACAGAAGCACAACAGAAACUCAAAAUAAACAAGCAACAUGCUAGGCGAGUUUAUGAAAUUCUCCGAUUACGUGUGACUGACAUGGGUGAUGCUGAACAAUCCAGAGGCUAUAGACUGGACAUAAAAAGAAGAUUAAUUGGUCCAUACAAGAAAAAGCAGAGGGAUCUUGCAAAGAUGAGAAGAUGUCUCAGGCCUGAAGAGCUGACAAACCAGAUGAAUCAAAUAGACAUAAGCAUGCAACAUGAACAGUUGGAGGAAAGCUUCCAACAACUUGUUUCAGACUACAGGAGAAUAAUAGAACGACUUGCCCAAGCAUAACGAAUCAGCUUUUCUGUACAGGAAUUUGAAGAUUUCUAUACAUUGUGCUGUGAAAAACACCUGUAAUGGCUUCUUAAUUGAAAAAAAUCUUAUGUGACACUUGUAUUUACAUUAAAAGGUUACCUUUUUUGUUUUUCUCUUAUUUGAAGAUUUUCUUCUAGUAGGUUUGGAAUUAUAGGUUCUAAGAUAUUGUUUGUAUUCUAGGAGCACUCACUGCUAAAUAAAUCACAGGUAUAGUUUAUAAAAUACCCAUCACUGCUAUUUCUUUUCGUCUUAAAUAAGCAUUCAUAAUGCUAACUUGGAAAUACCAGGUUGUAGUAAUAUAACUACUCUUUAAAAUGAAGAAGUAAGGCAAAAUAAGGAAUAUAGUACUCAGCAUUAAAUAUCCUCAGAUGCUAAUAGUGUAAGGCAUUAAAAAUCACAGUGCCAUUUUUUUUCUAGAGUAUUAUAGAACUAGAAAAUUAGGUUUUCCUAUGCUUUUUCAAUUAUCUUUCCCUGUAUAAAAAAUUUAUUAUUAUUUUUUUGCUUAGCUGAUUCUAUUUUGAGAUGUAGGGUUUUUAAAUAGACAUAUAAAAGAUAUAAUCUUUUCUUCUAUCCCUAAACUACAGCUGGGGGAAAAAAAUUAAAUGGCUUCAUAUUUGUGGAUUAGAGGGAAUAAAGAAUUUUUGCACAAAAUCUGAGUCAUCAGGUGCCUUACUGGCUUAUUAAACCCCUUUAUGUGUAUGGAGGGUACAGAUAAAAAGAAGAUUUCUCACUGUCUUAUUUUACUUGGGGACAUUGUUCUCAUCUUGGGAUUUUUUUUUUUUUUUAAAGUUUGGGAAAAUGCAGACCUUCCCCAAAAAUCUUCGAUUUUACAUAGAUUUGUUUGGAACCAACAUAUAUAGUAACAGUAAAAUAGGACUGAAGUCCUACUUUACUUGAACCUGUAUUUUUUUUUUUUUUUGAACCUGUAUUUUUUGCAGUAACAAAAACAAUUAUUAGUAUCUUUGGUCCUUGACAGAAGGAAGAGAUUUUGGUUUUAUAGAGGAAGACACUGAGGCCCAAAGAGGACUUGCCCGCUGUCACAGAGGCAUUAUGUGGCAAAGGUGGAUUUAAAAUACUUGCAUCUAAAUCAAGUCUUUUCCUCUGUACCAGAGGUGGAGAAUGUCUAGCCCAUAAGCUGAAUAAAGCCUACAAAAUCAUGUGCUAAGACAACUGUAGGCAGUGAGGAACUAAAGAUAGGUGCAACAACCUCCUUGAGUUCUAUAAAUUGAUAAUUUUAUGUGGCCCACAAUUGAUAUUAAAAGUAUCCAAAUGGCUCUUGCUCUAUACCAUGCUGAGGUUUAGAAAUAUGGGAAUGUUGAGAGACUCAACCUGUAAAUCAGAUUGAAUUAGAUUUAAGUUCACAGCUGGAGUUGGCAAACAGAAUAUUUUUUUACACUUUUAAUAAAAAUUACAUUGUAUUCAA